CGUCGGUGCAAGGAGGAAGAGAUCUUGGCCCACGUUCACGGCGACGGCGACGUGCUGGGAGUCGUGCGUCUGAAGGGUGCGGAACACGUCACGACCAACAACGAGACGAUCAAGUGCGCUGCGCGAGGUGAAGAGACGGUGCGAACGAAAGAGCGGUUCGCAUUGUUCGAUUCCGGCUCUUGUCUUCUGGAUGCGAAGACAGUGAAUGAUCUAUUGGAGGCGGUAUACGAUGCGUUAGAAGUUCACCGCACGGUGCUGCUGGAGCGCAAAGUACUGCACCGGGACAUGAGCCUAUAUAAUUUCCUGAUGUACCCAAAGUGGGGCGGAGUGAGUGGGAGACCUGUCUCUGAGAAGACGCCUGUGUCGAUCCGGGAUGUGCUCCGUGGAAGCAAGAGGCCGGCCGAAGAACGGUUUCCUGCUUGCCUAUUAAUCGACUUCGACAAUGCUGCACGAGUGCAGGUCACGGGUGGCGAACUGAAGGAACGCACGGGGACACCUAUAUUCAUUGCACGAAGCGUCAGUCUUGGAAGGGUAAUCACCGCCACAGAUUCGUUGCGAGGCACGCCCAUGCCAAGGCUCACUGACGACGCUCUGAACUUGUACAUCGCUGUACAUGGACAGGAGCGGUAUGAUCGGUACAACGACCAGCCUGGAGCCCCCGAAUGCCACGGUGGCCGCCCUCCCACCGAGAAUCCUGACGACAUCGACGACGCAAAAUUACCGGCGUUUGUUCAUCGACCGGAACAUGACGUAGAGUCCGUAUACUGGACUAUGGUGUACGCUCUCCUCGGCGUGCAGCCAGUCGCAUCUCCAAGAGAACACUAUGCAUCCCAUGCUUGCGCCGACGUAUGGAAAAUUCUACUCUCGCAUGACAUCCCAGAUGACGAGCCUGACGAUGCGGAAGAAACCCGUGGUGUCAUUAUAAACGCCCGAAAGUCGAAGUGGCUUCGUCUCUUUUGCCGAGACAUGCAGGAUGUCGCCGUGCUCAUGUGGCGAAUCUCGCAGCAUGUUCGUUCGGAAUACGCCCUGUGGGAGGGCAGACUCAAGCGUGAUCACCUCCAUGAAGCUGUACAGCGCCUCAUCCUGCAAUAUCUGGUCGACCAUCGCGACAAUCCCAUCGAAUUAGAUCCGGAACAUCUGCGCCCUACUGACCCUCGUUCCACCAACCGGGGGGACAUUCCGACCCCAUCCCAGCUUUCGCGGACGCAAGCUAACAGUGUGUCAGGACAUACUGCAGGUCCGGGAGGAUCAGGACGGGGUUCAACCGCUACCCGCAAGCGGGGGCGUGAUAAGGAUUCAAGGCAUACCGCCAAUCGCAAGGUUAGUGCGAUGAAUACUACUGCUCUUGGCGGUCCGUCGCAACAGUCCGUACAAUCUCGUGAGCAAGCGACGGCGAAUCAGCCGGUGCCUAUGGCUGCGAACUUGAAGCGCAAGCUGAGCGACACCAAGCCAUCUCGCAGCAGCAAGCGUCUGAAGACACUGUCUGGUGCUCCGGUACCACCUGCGGGGCAAGGCAGCGACCACGACUAUUUGUGA
Messenger RNA from Dichomitus squalens LYAD-421 SS1, 1536 nucleotides. RefSeq lists its product as uncharacterized. The transcript is spliced from 4 exons. The record is from RefSeq and is a predicted model, not a curated record. Lineage: Eukaryota; Fungi; Basidiomycota; Agaricomycetes; Polyporales; Polyporaceae. The annotation marks the transcript as partial.